Molecule: messenger RNA, 230 nt
Organism: Austrofundulus limnaeus
Lineage: Eukaryota; Metazoa; Chordata; Actinopteri; Cyprinodontiformes; Rivulidae
Product: tyrosine-protein phosphatase non-receptor type 21
Biological process (GO): protein dephosphorylation
Cellular component (GO): cytoplasm
Molecular function (GO): protein tyrosine phosphatase activity
Source: RefSeq, a predicted model, not a curated record
AGUGUAAAUGGCUGGAGGAGCACAUGGAAAACAGCGAGUUUUACAAAGAAUAUGAGAGCAUCCCAAUGUGUCGUCGGGGAAGCGAGUGCACCGUCAUUGGUUAUACGAAAUACGUGGACAAAAACCGCUUCCAAGACGUCGUGCCUUAUGACGACACCAGAGUGAAGCUGGUCCCCACCGAGGAGAACAGCAUGGGCUACAUCAAUGCGUCGCACAUUAGAAGACUUCAG